CCCUAUCUUCAUGGGUACAAUAUGAAUUGAACAAUAACCAGUGUAUGAACCAUCCUGCAACUAGAAGUCUAAACAUGACAUGCAUCAUCAGAUCAUUAUGUAAUUUCUCCACGUUUGUUUGCUCCAUUGGCUCCUAAAUAAAUGUACCCCUCCCCUUUCCUCACAUCUCUUCUCAAAGCAUUUCUACACCAGUACUAUUCAACACACACUGAAUCCUUACACUAUAAAUUACUUUUGUCACGCCUAUGUAGCAAGCAUGUAAAUAUGGAAUAAACUGUUGUAACUGAUUCAGAAUAAACUACUGAUUGCUUCUCACCAGAUAUCAAAAUCCCUAAAGAUCUCAGUGUAAGUCACACCAUUUUGAAAUCCCAUUACAGAUGAAAACUGAAAUGAACUAGUCAGGCCUACUGGUUUCUGUGGGCAAUGCUCUUCUUUGUGUUAUUCUUAAAGCACGUAUUCACACGUUGCCUAACUUAUCUCUGCUAGCACUUCCUUGUGUCUGUCUCAGAAGCUCUCCUGCAUACCUUGUUGGACCAGAACUCCUGUAGGAGAGUGUAGUGUAGAAAUAGUUCUAAACUUCCAGAAUAUUUUCAGAUUGAACCUUGCGCAUUGCAGCAAAGUUUACUGGUAUGCUAUUAAAAGGUAGGAUGGCACAGUGAUGGAUAGAAGCUGCAAGACAAGUUAGUGGUGAUUGAAAGGCUGUCGGGGUAUAGACUGCAAAUAAGUAGGACUCAGUUUGGAGUCCUAGAUUGGAAACAAUUUUGCUGUCACAUGUAUAACAAAUUUGGUGUGAUUACAUGCUGCAUCUGUUUAUAAAAUGACAUAUCUGAUCUGAGAGAAGCCCCAAGAUCUAAAGAACAAUGGGCUUCGGCAGGGAGAUGGAUGGCUGUGGCCAAUGUAUGAAGUACAGCAUGUUUGUGGCUAACUUCAUAAUAUUUAUUGGUGGUCUGGUUGUUUUGGGAAUUGGAAUAUGGACACUAGUUGACAAAUCCUAUGUUAAUGAGCUUCUUGGAACUGAUUUGUACAUGGGAGCUGUCUAUAUACUAAUAGUAACUGGUGCUAUUGUGUCCUUAAUAGCAUUUCUUGGCUGUCUCGGAGCGGUAAAGGAAGUCCGUUGCAUGUUGCUCGUGUACUUCAUUAUAGUGUCCCUGAUAUUCAUUACAAUGCUUAUUGGAGGAAUUCUAGCAUUUGUUUUCCAUGAAAAAGUUAAAACUACAAUGUACAAAGAAAUGGAAAGUUCAAUUAGGAGGUACCAUGAGAAUCCAGAAGUGCAAAGGGCAUGGGACAACACUCAAAUUAAUCUGAAAUGUUGCGGAGUCAAAGACCACAGCAGCUGGGGAGAUGAACUGCCAAACAGUUGCUGCAAAGUAAAGACAAGUACUUUCUGCGACCCAUGGGAAUCUGGCUGCCUUGAAAAAGCUGAAAAAUUUGUGCAAGAUCAUGCAACUGUGAUUGGUGGUGCUGGUAUAGUUGUAGCAUGCAUCAUGUUGCUGGGGAUGAUUUUCUCAUGUGCACUGUUUAAGAUGAUUGAAUAAAACCCCCACUUCUAAAUCAGUGUUCAUGAUCGGAACACAAUGUGUGUUGUGUAAAGGGAGUUUAAUUAAAUCGGAGAACUUAACCAGAUAGUGUGUUCCUGUAAAUAUCUGUAGCUACGAAUGCUACAGAAAAGAAAAUGUAAAGGAUGUUUAACUUCAUGCCAGACAUGAAAUUUAUAGUGGAAUUGUCAUCUGUUAAGAAAAAGUGAUGGUUUUACAAGACAAUGAAGUGUCCUGUAAGCUUAAGACCAGUGAUUUUCAUCUUAAUAUAAACAACACGCACAAAUUUAAAUAUUGCUUUGUACAUAUUCAUAUAUAUGAAUUGUGGACUGCUGUAGUGUGUCAGUAUUAAUCUCUGUAUACAAAAUAUGGCUUUUCAUACUACUUUACACCAACAUUCCUUUAUGAAUCUGUGUUUAGAAAUAUUCUACAAGAAUUUAAUUUAUUAUUAAAAAUGUUAAUUAUACUGGCAGUAUGCUCUUGCCAGUUUGCAGUUACUUUAAUUCUCUUUAACUCUAUUGUCUGCACAUCAUCACACUCAUUUUCUAGAUAUGAAUAUAACAGAGGGAAGUGUGUGUCUAUCGACCUGCCAGCGCUUUUGUUUGGUAAGUCUCAUCAUCUUUCUUUUUAGAUUCACUUUCUAGAUAUUUAGAAUAAUUCUUGUGUAAAAUCACUAUUAUUUCAUUUUGCAAGAAGGUAACUAUUACCCACAUUCAUUAUGUGGGUAUAGGAAAGCACCAACCUUACUUACUCUUCAUUUUAUGUCAGUGGCAAAACAUAUUUAGUUAUUGGCACAUUGUCUAUAAGGAGCUAUUACCUCUUUCAUGUUAAAGUUGAAUUUUCACUUUAGAAAGUGAACAUUCUGUUUGUGAAGUGGAUUAUUUUGAUAGUGCUUCACUACUGCAAAAAUAGGAAGCAUGGGUGAUAGCACGGAUAGUAAAGCACAAUGCAAUGUCACAUUUGAUUUCUCAAUAACUCUGUGUGUGUGUGUGUGUGUGUGUGUGUGUGUGUAAACAAAAUGUUAUGGUGUCAACCCAUUUCCUUAAAAAAUGUUCUUUGUACCUGAUGCUCUUGUCAGUAAAAUGUAAGUGAAAGUUUUUGUUCAGGUAUGUUAAGUUUUUCUUUCUUACAUAGUAGUAGUGAAGAACAUGCUUAAAGUGAACUUUCUGUAGUUGAUAAAAUGUUAAAAUGAAAUGUGCUGCAAAUUCAACAUAACAAUGAAGAGUUUUUUAUUUUAUUGAGUACUGACCACUGUAUCAUAUGAAGAACACCCAUUAACUAGACACCUGUGUUAAAUUUUUGUACUGAUGUAACAGUUGAAGAGAGUGCAUUUUAAAUAAAGGAGAAUGUGUGAAAAUAUGUAAUAUACAAAUAAAGAAAUUAAUAUUUAAAAAA
Messenger RNA from Schistocerca nitens (vagrant locust), 2930 nucleotides. Its product is annotated as CD151 antigen-like. The coding region runs from base 861 to 1535 and encodes 224 amino acids. The transcript has 8 exons. Gene Ontology annotation, cellular component: membrane. The record is from RefSeq and is a predicted model, not a curated record. Lineage: Eukaryota; Metazoa; Arthropoda; Insecta; Orthoptera; Acrididae.